AGAAGCAUCAUUCCACCACCAAAACCAACUGCGCCCUCUUUUCCCACUCUUCUCUCUUCCAAAUCCACACGCCCCCCCUCUCACUAUAAAACCCCCACGCUCUCAACCCUCCAUCUUCUCUCUCCUACAAUUUUCUCUCUUCUCAUUUCUCAAACACAUACACCAUGCGAUUAAGCUGCAAUGGUUGUCGUGUCCUUCGCAAGGGUUGCAACCUUGAAUGCCCCAUUAAACCCUGCCUCAAUUGGAUCAAAUCGCCCGAAUCACAGUCCAACGCCACCCUCUUCCUCGCCAAGUUCUACGGCCGCGCUGGCCUCCUCAACCUCCUCACCGCCGGCGACCCCAAGAUCCGCCCAGCUAUUUUUAAAUCUUUGCUAUACGAAGCUUGCGGCCGGAUUGUGAACCCGGUUUUCGGUUCGACCGGGUUGCUAUCGACGGGGAGCUGGCACUUGUGCGAAGCAGCUGUUGAAGCCGUUCUUAGCGGCGCGCCGAUUAGACAACAGGAUGCUUCAGAUGGCGGUGGCCAGCUGCUAAACCCGUCUGAUAUUCGCCACGUGGUGAAGAGGGGGAAAUCUUGCAGCUCCGAUCAUGUCCUUAAGCCCCGGAAGAGCCAGUUCAAGAGGCGCGCUGAGAAGUCGAAGCCGGAGCCGGAGGUUGAGCUGGAUCAGGGUGUAGCUGAGUUGGUGGUGGAGGCUUGCGUAGUGAAUGAGUUAGAUGACUCGGCGAGCCCUGACUCAGGGUCUGGGCUGAGUGAGCACGUAAGUGUUGUUGUUGGCGGCGGCGCAGAAGCUGAUAGCGGCUCAAUUGAGAGUGUCAAUCCGGCUCGAGCCGAUGACGGGGAGCUUGAGCUGGAGCUGACUUUGGGGUGUCAGUGGCUUUGAUAUUGACACGUAUAGGUAGGGGGAUGAUUUCUUUGGCCAGUUCAAUUUCUGUUUAUCGUACAAGACAAGAGACAUACUAGUUUUAGCCGCAGUUAUAAAAUAUUUAAUUAGAUUUUAGUGGUAAAUAUAUUAAUAUAUGAUAUAUGAUAUACUAUGAGCUUAGGUUGGUGGUGAUAUAUGUUUUUUGUUCACCCCAAUUCACUUGCGACAAGCUUGGGGUCUUUCAGAUGUGUACAUUGUGAAGAGAAUUUAUAGAAUUAAAUUUUCUCUUUUAGCAAUUCAAAAAUUGGUUCAUAUGAUCAUAUUGUUGCAAA
Arachis duranensis is the source of this 1192-nucleotide messenger RNA. Its product is annotated as LOB domain-containing protein 41. The record is from RefSeq and is a predicted model, not a curated record. Gene Ontology annotation, biological process: regulation of gene expression. The coding region runs from base 165 to 878 and encodes 237 amino acids. The transcript is spliced from 2 exons. Lineage: Eukaryota; Viridiplantae; Streptophyta; Magnoliopsida; Fabales; Fabaceae.